GAGCUUGUUUUUCGCCACCACCUCCCUAAUCCUGGGGCUACGAUCGCUUGUGUUUUGCAUCAGGUGCCUGGCGCAGAGGAUCAGACAGCUCUGUCCCUGGAGGAGUGCCUUAGGCUGCUGGAGGCCACCUUCCCUUUCGGGGAGAACUCGGAGUUUCCAGCUGCAGAUGUCUCCACCCUGAGCGAAGCUGUGCCCAGCGAGAGCCGGCCCGCGGGCAUCCAGAGCAGCCUGCUGUCUCCUCUCCUCCCAGAGACCGAGUCUCCCUUCGACCUGGAGCAGCAGUGGCAGGACCUCAUGUCUAUCAUGGAGAUGCAGGCUAUGGAAGUGAACAACACGACCGCUGAAACCCUGUACAACGGCACAGGCGGGGACCUGCUGGCUUCUAACUACAGCCUCGCUCCAAACACUCCCAUCAAUCAGAAUGUCAGCCUGCAUCAGGCCUCUCUGGGCAGCUGCUCCCAGGACUUCUCCCUCUUCAGCUCUGAAAUCGAAAGCCCCUCCAUGGCUGGCAGCUCAGCCCUGCUCCAGCUGGCGCCGGACAACUCCACCGGCCUCAACAGCACCUUCAGCUCCACCAACUUGAGCGGCAUCUUCUUCCCCCCGCAGCUGAACAGCACAGUCAACGAGACGGCUGGCCCCGAGCUGCCCGACCCGCUGGGCGGCCUGCUGGACGAAGCCAUGCUCGAUGAGAUCAGCUUGAUGGACUUGGCUAUUGAGGAAGGUUUCAACCCGGUGCAGGCCUCGCAGCUGGAAGAAGAGUUUGAUUCUGACUCAGGUCUUUCUCUGGAUUCUGGCCACAGUCCUGCUUCUCUUAGCAGCUCAGAAGCCUCCUCCUCCUCUUCCUCCUCCUCCUCCUCCUCCUCCUCUUCUUCCUCCUCUUCCUCCUCCUCCUCCUCCUCGUUUUCCGAGGAAGGAGCUGUCGGCUACAGCUCAGACUCUGAAAACGUGGACUUUGAGGAAACGGAAGGGGCAGUUGGGUACCAGCCUGAGUACAGCAAGUUCUGUCGCAUGAGCUAUCAGGACCCGUCGCAGCUCCACUACUUGCCUUACCUGGAGCACGUUGGCCACAACCACACCUACAACAUGGCACCGGGGACGCUGGAUCCCGAGGAGCCCAAACUGCCCAGCGCAGGGAAGAAGAGCAGCAAGGAGAAACCGUCAGAGUUCCUGGACAAGCAGAUGAGCAGGGACGAGCAUCGAGCCAGAGCCAUGAAAAUCCCUUUCACCAACGACAAGAUCAUCAACCUGCCCGUGGAGGAGUUCAACGAGCUGCUCUCCAAGUACCAGCUCAGCGAGGCGCAGCUGAGCCUCAUCCGAGACAUCAGGAGGCGAGGCAAGAACAAGAUGGCUGCCCAGAACUGCCGCAAGAGGAAGCUGGACACCAUCCUGAACCUGGAACGGGACGUGGAGGACUUGCAGAGGGACAAGUCCAAACUGCUCAGGGAGAAGGUGGAGUUCCUCAAGUCCAUCCGCCAGAUGAAGCAAAAGGUGCAGAACCUCUACCAGGAAGUGUUCGGCCGCCUGCGGGACGAGAACGGCCAACCUUACUCUCCCAACCAGUACGCCCUGCAGUACGCCAGCGACGGCAGCGUUAUUUUGAUACCUCGCACCUUGGCCGACCAGCAGGCCAGGCGGCAGGAGAGGAAACAGAAGGACCGGAGGAAGUGAGGGGGGCACGUGGGAGGAGCGGGAGACUCGCUCAAGGUAGAACUGGAGAAGGGCUGAGCCUGGAAGUGCUUAGAGGAACUUUCAUGCCUUCUUAUCCAAUAUAUCUUCUCAAACAUGACUGCUGCCGGUCAGUGUACAGGAGGGACUGCGGGCGCUGCACGCUGCGUUUGAGGGCUCCCUGCGGGGAGGGACGGGGAGGAGCGGACAGUGCACUGGCGAGCCCAGCACCUUCCACAGCCUGGAAUCCUUUGAGCGCAGGAAACAAGCUGGCAUCACUGGUGGGGAGAUCAGCAGAGGCGGAAAAACUACUGUUAGGAACUGGCUUUAAGUAAGAAAAAGAGAUUUAAGCAAAUGAACUUAAGCUAUAGGAGAGACAUUUUUCUGAACUUCCAAAGUUCUGUGAUUUCAGGUAGUUGGGUUUUUCUUUUUGUUUUCUUUUCCUGAACCAGUUUUGACAUCGGUGUGUGUGAUUCGACCUGACUUAAUUCCAGAUUAGCCAACAUCCCUUCCUAGAUCAGACCAGUGCACACAUGGAAACACACAAGUGGUGCGACUUCCAUUAACCCUUUCCAGUCUGAGGGAGCUCAGGCAGGGCUUGCGGGAGAGCCCUUACCGUAUGCGUGGGGGAGCUGUGACGCCUUGGGGGGCACCGAGCUGGGGUGUGAGGAUCUCUUGGGGGCGGCAGGGAGGGGGGACUGGGAAGGGUUAACAGAACCAGUGCGCUGCGCAUCCCCACCACACUCACAGAGCAUGUCACUGCCGCGCCAGCCCCGUGCUGGGCCGCUGGGAUGCGUUAGAUGAGAAGGCACGCAGUAGCCUGCAUGCAGAUGCUGUCUUCUCCCACUGACUGGCCGAGGAACCGCUUUGGGGGGACGUGGGGAGGGUGGGGGCAGCCAGGGCCCGCGGGCGCGGGGCGGGUGUGCGGCAGCGUGGGGCGGGUACAGCCCGAGGAGUGGCGCGCUCCUACCCCAGGCCGUGGGCUUGUCACUUAUAGAACUAGACAUCUGUUAGGAUUCCUGUUUCUUAACCGCGCUUUGAUUUUGUAGGGCUUCCGCCCUGUUUUCCCUAUAGGGUCUAGAGUGCUUGUGUUGAGUAAAAGGGAGAAGCCCAAACGUUCAAAGCUGCUAAAUGUUCUCUUUGCCAUAAAGACUCAGUGUAACCGUGUGAUCACAUUAUAGGAUUCUCUUCUGUCCCUA
Cygnus atratus (black swan) is the source of this 2864-nucleotide messenger RNA. Its product is annotated as endoplasmic reticulum membrane sensor NFE2L1. The record is from RefSeq and is a predicted model, not a curated record. The transcript has 3 exons. Lineage: Eukaryota; Metazoa; Chordata; Aves; Anseriformes; Anatidae. Gene Ontology annotation, biological process: regulation of transcription by RNA polymerase II. The annotation marks the transcript as partial. Gene Ontology annotation, molecular function: DNA-binding transcription factor activity, RNA polymerase II-specific; RNA polymerase II cis-regulatory region sequence-specific DNA binding. Gene Ontology annotation, cellular component: nucleus.